Messenger RNA from Symbiodinium sp. CCMP2456, 1686 nucleotides. The record is from the annotation of a GenBank genome assembly. NCBI's taxonomy places the organism in Eukaryota, Dinophyceae, Suessiales, Symbiodiniaceae.
GAGCCGGAAGGGAUGGUCUGCUUAUACGGAAUGCUCUCGGCCUUGUUCGUCCACCACCUCUACUUGCGAGGUAAUGUGGAGCAGCCAGAGCCCGAGGAGGACGACAAAGAAGUCUUCAGGCUUUCUACCGACCUCGCAAGGCUGAUGAUCGUGAACAAGAACAACUGUCUGGACUUCUUUGACUCGUCGAACUGGCCUUUGACGUUGGCACAGCUUGUGGCCACCUUGAAGCCGACUGAAGUGGACAAGACGCUUCGUUUGGAGAUCCAGCCCGAGAGGAAGUUCGUUCCAUGGCUGCUGCCCAACUUCGGCUCUGCUGCCGCGGCGCUCGCCAAGAGCAGCGACGUGCACGGGACUUCCUUGGUCGCGUACAUCACUGGCACGCAUGCGGCCCUUGCCCGCGAGCCAGCAGAGAUGCUCACUCGUUUCGCAUCGAGCCUUCUGGGCAUUGGGAUGGCUGCCGUCAUGGAAGUCGCUGACGACACACAUUGCGGUUUCCUGGGCUGUCACCCUGCAGAAAACAGAGAGGAGGUCGAGCCCCUGCUGCCCUCCCUCGGUCUGCGCGAGAUGAUGGGGGUCGGCUUCCAGCCUGUCGGUCUGCGAGAGCUGGGUCAAAAGCACUUUCGCCCACGCUGGACCGCGCUUGACAUUAUUGACUUGCCAGGACUACUGUCAGAAUUCCAAGAACGCUUCCGCCAGCAUUCGCUGAGCCGGGCGGUGGACAUUGCAGUUUGCACUUCUCCGGCUGUGCUUUGCUUGCUUCUGUUGCCCUUCAAUCGCCCGCUGCUGGCGUACUUGGGCGAGCCUCUCCUCUUGUCUGUAGACGAGAGUGGCCGCGACAAAUGGUUCGAGCAGUUCGACAGCCUGGCAACCGACCCACAUCACUUCUUCACUUGCUAUAACCCCUUCUUGUCCUCCAUGAUCGAGUAUCAGACGGGAUUAAUCCUACCCACCAUCCGCCUCCACGGCCUCUACACCGAGGUCAGCUACACACCCAGUGGCCGCAGAGGAGAGGAGGUGCUUGUCAUCAAAGGACCGAACAUCUGCACCGAUUCGGUGUGUGUCCUGAACAAGUUCCUCAGCAACCUCCUGGGCCAGAGCAGUGCCGGAGGCACAGCGGAGGACGGGGGCAACUACAAGUUGAAGUUUGUCGGCUUAGACGAGCUUGGUGGCGCAUCGUACGAAGAGAUGGCAUCCUUCAAGGCAACAGUGCUAUACCCCUAUGACGUGGCACUCGCUAUCUUCUACGAGCUCUAUUCCAUGGGAAUGCCACUGCUUUUGCCGCACGAAAGGCUGCUGCCAUUCUUUGUCUUCCGUGGCCUCCACAGUGCGGCGGAAUACCAUGCCGUCAGGGCCAAGCCAGACGGAUCCGGCAACUACCCCGGCGCUGGAUUGGGCUGCCCUCCCUUCGUGCCUCCCAUGGAGCCGGAGAAGUGGUUCUACGCGGGCAGCCAGUGGAGUUGGCGCACGGACUUUGCCAAGUUUCCAUUCAUACUCCGCUUUGGGAGCGUCGCCGAGCUCCUGAGCUUCUUCACACCGGAAGGGGCCGACUGGUGGGCGACCUCCCGCAGCAUGCGCCGCUUUAACCAGGAGACCCUGACGCAGUCGGCGGCGAGCUGGGCCUAUGGAGUUGCCGCCGUGCUGGCGGGGCGCGGAGGAGCCGAGCGUGCUGCGACAAGUUCCUGA